AAGAAAAACGUCACAGGAUGUAGACCGGCACUCACGCUUAACCGCGUUUCAGUUGCAGGGUUGCACAAUAUGCUCUCACUUCAGUAAACGACCCACAAUAUUAUGUAUACCUAACAUUUCCAGCCUAGCAACGGUACGGAAAUUGCGAUCAGGAACAGCAGAGAAUUCGGUCUAAUAAAGUUUUGGUUUCUAUUUUGUGGUGAAAUGGAUGAUUCCACUGUUGCUGACACAAAUAUUGAUGAAGGAUCGAUCAUUAUUUAUCUAGGAGUUUUUGGAGUGAUAUUGCUUCUCUUGUGUCUCAUUUGUUACUGCUGUCAAAAAAAGCUUCAAGAUGACGGUGAUUUACAGACCUUAAACGGUGAUACACCAUAUAUAACAAAUGAGGGAGGAAAUAAUCACUUUGUAACCAUAGAUCGCGAGGUAAAUGAAACUACAACACCGUCUCCACCUCCAACUUACGAUGCUGUUAUUGAGAAAGAAAUACCAUUUCGGUUUGGUAACCAGAGUCCACCAUCAUAUGACGUAGCGCUGUCACACCAGAACCGCCUAGAUGACAGUCUAGGACUAGAGGACUCUUCAGUUUCCAUACGACCGGUGUAUCAAAGACUAUUAACAACAUGACCUUUGAUACAUUUUCUACAAUCUUGAUGUACCUGUAGAGGAGGAUGCUCAAGUGUUAAGUAAUAUGUGUUUUUGUAAAGUGAUAUUACUCAGAUAUGAAAUGUGGUCGGAUAUCGUCUGCAUAUAAUGUUGAGCUCAACACAAUUACUUUGUGUUCGAAGCAGCUUCGUAUGACAUUCCGUUUUAUUCAAGCAUAUUUGGAACGACACAUUCCUCAGAAUUUGCAUUUGAUUGAAGUACUCUUGUACUUGAUGGAAUGUGGAGAAGACUGAGCUUAAGUAUGUCUUAGUUCUUCAAGGAGCCAGGGAUUAAGAUAAUAUUUGUUUUAUCUAUCUCCCGAGCACCCCUUUGCUGAUCACGCGGCCUGUACAUACACAUACAUGUAUUUAGUGAGUAUGGCAUGCACAUGUUGCUUAAUCACAUCCACAAUUUUAAAUUAACUGAUUGGUCAAAAGUUACAUGUCAAUAAAGAGCAGUAAACAAGGCCCAAAUUACUUUUUGCUUACAGACCCUGUGACGUGCUAUGUACAUCUCUGUUCCCAGGUCUAAUCUAUAAGCUGACACUAGGCUAGACCUUAUCCUUAAACUUUCAUUGGUUAGAACCAAAUCUGCCAGUAAUGACCCUAUUUGUCUCAGGUUCCAAUUCUGUGACAGAGGCAAGCAGAUUAUCACCAUAGGUUUUAAGUCUGCAGGGUUUUAAAGAUUAAUUAUUAGUAAAGAAAGUUAUAGGUUUGGUCCUUAAGUUGGACUGAUUUCAGGUUUGUGACUGUUCGCUUUGUGUAGUUCUAAAGGUAUUGAAUCGUAUUUAUACUUAUUAUUUGUUGUUAUUUUAAUUUGACUGGUUGAGCAUUGUUUCCCUUACGCUCUGUUCCUGGACUAUCUGUACUUGUUGUUUUAAUUUGACUGUUUGAAUCUUGUUUCCCUUACGCUCUGUUCCUGGACUAUCUGUACUUGUUGUUUUAAUUUGACUGUUUGAAUCUUGUUUCCCAUACGUUGUGUUCCUGGACUAUCUGUACUUGUUGUUUUAAUUUGACUGUUUGAAUCUUGUUUCCCUUAAGUUCUGUUUCUGGUCUAUCUGUUCUUGUUGUUUUAAUUUGUAUGUUUGAAUAUUGUUUCCCAUACGUUGUAUUUCUGGACUAUCUGAAUUUGUUGUUUUAAUUUGACUGUUUGAAUCUUGUUUCCCUUACGUUCUGUUCCUGGACUAUCUGUACUUGUUGUUUUAAUUUGACUGUUUGAAUUUUGUUUCCCUUAAGUUCUGUUUCUGCACUAUCUGUUCUUGUUGUUUUAAUUUGACUGUUUGAAUCUUGUUUCCCUUACGUUCUGUUCCUGGACUAUCUGUACUUGU
This is a messenger RNA of Limulus polyphemus (Atlantic horseshoe crab), 1966 nucleotides long. RefSeq lists its product as uncharacterized. The transcript is spliced from 4 exons. The record is from RefSeq and is a predicted model, not a curated record. Bases 205 to 621 code for a protein of 138 amino acids. Lineage: Eukaryota; Metazoa; Arthropoda; Merostomata; Xiphosura; Limulidae.